Messenger RNA from Trypanosoma cruzi, 834 nucleotides. RefSeq lists its product as uncharacterized. The record is from RefSeq and is a predicted model, not a curated record. The transcript has a single exon. The coding region runs from base 1 to 834 and encodes 277 amino acids. Lineage: Eukaryota; Euglenozoa; Kinetoplastea; Trypanosomatida; Trypanosomatidae.
AUGAGUUUGAGCGGUCUUCUUCUUGUUGUUUCCGCCAUGCGUCUCUGCUGUACAUUUUUUGUGCGUCCCUUCACAUACUCUGCUCCCUCUUUUCUGCUUCUUUGCUCUGUGUUUCUGCAGGCACACACACACACACAAGAUGCACAUUGCGGUGGAUUUGAAUGCUUCUUUUGCAGUGCAUGCUGGCAGUUGCGUGUGGCUGUUGUCUUCUUCCGUGGCCAUGAGGAGAAGGGACGAGAGGGAGCGCGCACCCCGCGUCUAAUUUCCUGCGGGUGUGAUGCACCGCGUGUGACUGCGUUGAGUUGGGCUCCGUGUCCCACUGAGGGCGGGAUGGUAGGAAAUUUUGUUGCCGCGUCAUGGAUGGAUGAGGGUGCACUUGCGCGUGUGGCUGUUGUGGUGGGUGCUUGCUCCGUGUGCGUGACGACUGCUGGGAGUCGUGGAGAUGUAUUUGGUGAUGCGGAUGCGGUGGUUGUGCCGGUGGAUGUGUCGUGUGCUCCGAGUGACGGCAGCCUGAGCUGUCGAGUGUGUGUGUGUGCGUGGAAGAAGUGUUCUGCUGCCAGUGCUGAGGCUGAGUGUGAGAAUUAUACUUUCAGUGGCUUUGGUGUGCGCAUGCAUGGCAGGAAUGGUGAGCUGGGUGCUGUGUGCCAUGUGGCCAGUGCGGUGCACACAGGUAGCAACUGUGCUGCCAGCUGUGCAGCGGAAGAGGAAGGGGCCACCGCUGCCUCCACGAUGAAUGUGACGACGCAUAAAUACGCCGGCCCUUAUGAAUUGUUGUGGCGUCAAUUUUUCCCCCGAUGGAGCCAUCCAUCCGCCUGCACGGAGCAGCGAUGCUGA